UGUCACAAUCUGACCUGCAGAUAUGAAUCUGACCUGCAGAUAUGAAUCUGGCCACAGCUGCUCACAAACCAGACAGCAAGGUCAAGAGGACCACCACAGUAAGAUGUGGAAGAGAACUGACCAUCAACCCAAGAUCAAAGCAGGGGAUGGACCUCAGGUGGGUCAGUUCAAGGAACUGGGUUCAUCUCAGGAAUCUGCCAUGCCACACCCACUAGAGCUGUCAGAAUUCCAGAGCUUCCUGGUGUUUGAGGACAUCAGCCAUCACAUCAAAGAAGUGGGGGCCCAAAUGGUAAAGAAAGUAAAUGCCAUCUUUCAGCUGGACAUCACCAAAAAUGGGAAGACUAUUCUGCAGAGGACCAUUGAUCUGAAGAAUGGUUCUGGGGACAUGUAUCCAGGAUCUGCCAGGCUCCCAGCAGAUACUGUCUUCACAAUUCCAGAAUCUGUCUUUAUGGAGUUGUUUUUGGGCAAAAUGAACCCUCAGAAGGCUUUCCUUGCUGGCAAGUUCAAAGUAAGUGGCAAAGUUCUGCUUGGCCAGAAGCUGGAGAGGGUUUUCAAAGACUGGGCUAAAUGUUAAGCAUGCGAAAAUACCAAGAAAAUGAUCAGAACUUCUCUUUGGUUAUAAUGUUGAGCAGAAAUCAUGCUUAACCUGAAGAUUAAAACAAAAAUUAUCCAAUAUUUUUACU
Molossus molossus (Pallas's mastiff bat) is the source of this 683-nucleotide messenger RNA. It is a transcript of the gene SCP2D1, whose product is annotated as SCP2 sterol binding domain containing 1. Bases 23 to 574 code for a protein of 183 amino acids. Gene Ontology annotation, cellular component: cytosol. The transcript has a single exon. NCBI's taxonomy places the organism in Eukaryota, Metazoa, Chordata, Mammalia, Chiroptera, Molossidae. The record is from RefSeq and is a predicted model, not a curated record.